AUGAAUUGGGUUCCGAGAAGCAACGAAUCCAGCGGGAACCCGGCCGUGCUCUGCCACCUGAACCUGAGCGCCUUCUCGAGGCCCGGCAACUACCGGUACACUGUGCACGACGUGCCGGUCGACGUGUGCACCCACGUGGUGUUCCCGCUGCACGCCCUGGACGACUGGUUCGACGACAUGCUCAACUACGACGCCUACCAGCGGGCUCAGCACCCGACCCUGUACGGCAGCAUGGAGUACCUCAAGAAGAGGAAGGCCAUGCAGGUGCUGGUGUACGUUGACGCGGAAGACGACGGCCACGGGCGGCGCCACCUGCUCGACUGGAUCGCGAGCGACAUUAGCAACGACCGCCUCUCCAUGGUGUUCGCGCGGAACCUGGUCAAGUGGCUGCUCUCGAACCAGCUGCACGGCCUCGUGGUCGAGGGCAUGUUUCCCGUGCCCGAGCCUGACCGCGCAGUCAUGAUACGGCUGCUGAAGAAGAUGCACACGCUCUUCAAGCAGGCCAAUCUGAUUCUCGUGGCUGUGAUGGAGGAGAAUUCCGAACUGACGCAUCGAAAGGCGUUCGGCCAGCGGCUGAAGCCGUUCGUCGACUUCCUCGUCAUCCGGAACCGGAAGGAGCACGCGGCCCUCUUUAGCCAGGUCUUGGAGGGACUUCCAGACUCGCCGGCCACCGCCGACGUCCCUCCGCAGGCCAGCGUGUCGCUGAAGGCGGUCCGCCAGGCGAUCCUUUCCGGUCUGCCCUCUCGACAGUUGCUCGUCUCUCUCGAGAUGAACACGGCUACGCUGCGCGUCGAGGCGAACAAGACGCUGCCCGGACACGAAGGACCGCUGACUGGCACGCCCGGACUCCUGGCAUACUUCGAGGUGUGCACUCUAUUCAAGGACAACACCUGGACAAACGCGAACCUGACCGAACUGGGCAAUCCGGUGGCCCUGAAGGAGGACGAAGCCGUGAGCUAUGAGAGCGCGGACAGUGUGCGCCAAAAAGCGGCCUUCGUGCGCAACUACACUCUAGGGGGCAUCAUGCUGUGGGACGUCACGAGCGACGACUACAGAGCAGUAUGUGGCGAGGCGAACCCGCUCAGCACAGCCGUUGGCGCCGUGAUUGCCGGCGCUUAGUAUUGCGUUCCUCGGCAACAGGAGGCAACCACACACGCAGGGGGCCACUGGUUCGAGGCUCCAAGCUGUCACGUGCCCCGGACAGACAGCCGCAGCUCUGACUCUUUUCAUACGCUGUGCCACUGGCGCCACUGACGCGACGCAAGAUGAUCAAGCCCACACACACAUAGCUGAUGCGAGCACAAGCGAUCAUACGUGGCGACUUGAGCGAACCGUAAACCGGGAAGAUGACUGCAUUUUUUUUUCUCGCUUUGCCUGAGUGCGCAAUGCUAGUCCACCUUCAGUGUUGCCUCGAAAGCCUUAGCGGUUUUCUGAAAGUUUGUUGCCCGAGCCGUAUCAUUGAGAGUGCUCUGGUUCUCUAGCGACCGUGUAACUCGCAGAUAGAGCACACGCAUUUUUCGUUAGUGUCUCUUCCGCUUGUUGCGAAUCAUUUUGUCAUCGAUUUGGCUAUAGAGGACAGCGCUCACCUGCAAAGCUGUCGAAUAAAGCACCUGCUCCUGCGAAACACAACCUCGCUUGUUAAGUCGUCACAUGUCUUGAGAUUGAGCGCCGACCGGGUACUCUAAUCCACUGAUACAGCUUCGUCAGUUGCCACCUGUAGGUCCAUCUUUUCAGUAAUCUCCAUCUAUCUUAACGUACGCUCACUAAUUACAUUCAGUGCGGAGAAA
Molecule: messenger RNA, 1787 nt
Organism: Rhipicephalus sanguineus (brown dog tick)
Lineage: Eukaryota; Metazoa; Arthropoda; Arachnida; Ixodida; Ixodidae
Product: probable chitinase 10
Exons: 4
Coding region: 1-1119 (372 amino acids)
Biological process (GO): carbohydrate metabolic process; chitin catabolic process
Cellular component (GO): extracellular region
Molecular function (GO): chitin binding; chitinase activity
Source: RefSeq, a predicted model, not a curated record